Messenger RNA from Coccomyxa subellipsoidea C-169, 543 nucleotides. RefSeq lists its product as hypothetical. The record is from RefSeq and is a predicted model, not a curated record. Bases 1 to 543 code for a protein of 180 amino acids. The transcript is spliced from 2 exons. NCBI's taxonomy places the organism in Eukaryota, Viridiplantae, Chlorophyta, Trebouxiophyceae, Coccomyxaceae.
AUGGACAUGUCCCAAGCACCAGAGGGUAACCUCAUCCCCAGAGGCGCACUCCAGCCCGCCGGCAACGCAACACCGCUGAGCGGCUUACUUGCGACAUGGGCCGCGGUGACCGGAGACGACGCGCCACCGCGCAGCGCCGACCUUCUUCUCGCCGAUGACACCAGGAUCUGGGGACCGCCGCGGCAGCUCAGGCAGCUCUGGGAUCGCCUGCGGCUCGCUACAAUCUGUCAGCUGUGGGCAGCAUAUCAGCGCGGCCGCCACCAGCCAGAUGCGGCGGCGAUCACCCCCGGAGCGGUUGCGGCUCGCAUCCUGUCUUCCUGCAAGAAGGCCCUGCUUGCCGAUUGGCGGCUCGCGACCGUCAACGUCCGGCAGACAGCAGGUGUGCUCAGCGACUGGCUUCGCGGACGCGACCCGAUGAUCACCAGGGAGCAGUUUGCGGCGCGAUGGUGCCACCGCGCGGUCCUCUGCGCGCUGGAGGAGCUGCCGGGCGCGCAACCAGUCAUCCACUGGAGUGCCCAGCAUCCCGUGCCGCUUCCAGCGUGA